This is a messenger RNA of Ochlerotatus camptorhynchus, 1394 nucleotides long. Its product is annotated as tubulin alpha-1C chain-like. Gene Ontology annotation, molecular function: structural constituent of cytoskeleton; GTP binding. Gene Ontology annotation, biological process: mitotic cell cycle; microtubule cytoskeleton organization. The record is from RefSeq and is a predicted model, not a curated record. Lineage: Eukaryota; Metazoa; Arthropoda; Insecta; Diptera; Culicidae. Bases 69 to 1379 code for a protein of 436 amino acids. The transcript is spliced from 3 exons. Gene Ontology annotation, cellular component: cytoplasm; microtubule.
AACAAAAAAAAGUUGGCGCUGAAGUGAGCAACCGUCUUUGGCAUCAUUAAAGAUCGAUUGGAAGAGGAAUGGCAAAAAGUCGUGAAGUUAUCCAACUGCACGUGGGCCAGGCCGGCGUACAAAUUGCGAGUGCGUGCUGGGAGCUGUACUGCCUGGAACAUGGCAUCUAUCCGGAUGGACGCUUUUGCGACUGCACGAUCUACGAUGACUGUAGUGCUUUUUUUAGCUGCGACAAAAUGGGCCGUUGCGUACCGCGGGUAGUGAUGGUGGACCUGGAGCCGUCGGUAAUUGACGAAAUUCGAAUCGGAGCCUACAGGCAUCUCUUUCAUCCGAGUACGCUGAUCACGGGCAAGGAAGAUGCUUCGAACAAUUUUGCGCGCGGUCAUUUUACGCUGGGCCGAAUGAUGAUCGACGCCGUGAUGGACCGAGUGCGGAAGGUUGCCGAGGGGUGCUCCACGGUACAGGGGUUUAUGAUCUUUAACAGCUUAGGCGGCGGGACGGGGAGUGGGUUCGGUACGUUGGCACUAGAAAAAUUACUUGACGAUUACGGCAAAACGACCAAAAUAGAAUUCAACAUCUUUCCAUCGCCGAGGAUUUCGCCGGUAAUUGUGGAGCCCUACAACGCAGUUCUUUCUACGCAUGUUGGGAUGGAAUAUAGAGAUUGUUCGUUUUUGCUCGAUAACGAAGCUAUUUAUGACGUAUGUGAUAGAAGUUUGAACGUGCCAGAUCCUACGUAUACGAAUUUGAACAGAUUAAUUGCGCAAAUUGUUUCCUGCAUUACUUCAUCGCUUCGAUUUACGGGUGCCAUCAACGUGGAUUUGCUUGAAUUUCAAACGAACCUGGUUCCAUUCCCGAGAAUUCACUAUCCCCUGGUAACCUACUCCCCGUUGAUUCCGUUCCGGAAUGCCAAACACGAACAGUUGACCACCUCGCAAAUCACUUCUGAAUGUUUCGAACCGGCCAAUCAACUGGUCAAGUGUGACCCCCGAACCGGAAAGUACAUGUCAUGCUGUAUGCUGUACCGAGGGGAUGUUUCUCCCGUCGACAUAAAUCGUUCGAUCCAGGAGCUGAAGUCGAAGCAGACAAUACAUUUUGUGGAUUGGUGUCCCACGGGGUUCAAAAUUGGCAUAAACUACCAGCCUCCGAUUGCCGUUCCGGGAGGAGACCUGGCCAAGGUGGAUCGCGCUGUCUGCAUGCUUUCCGGCAAUACGGCCGUUCGAUCCGCUUGGGAACGAAUCAGUCGUAAGUUUGAACAAAUGUUCGAGAGGAAGGCAUUUUUCCAUCAUUUUUUGGACGAAGGUUUGGAAGAAAGUGACCUGUCCGAUGCCAAGGAAAACAUAUCGACUCUCAUAUGCGACUACGAAGAGGUCGAGAAAUAGCAACCGGAGAUUGAC